CCAAAUUCAGCCAACCCCUCCUUUGUCUCUUAUUCUCUACCAGAAAGAGAGAGAAAAAGGAAUUAUCACCACCACAUGACCGCCCCAUAUUUCGCCUUGUAAAGGUGGAUUUAUAACAUAUAUAACCCCAUUAUAUUUGUCUAUUGCUUCAAAGGGGAGUAGCUGUGCUAAGAGUUGGCAAAAAUGGCUCCUCCAUUCUCCUCUAUUUUCGUUUUCUCUCUUCUGUUUAUUGGUGCCUUCGUGCAAGCCUAUGAACAGGCGGGGCAAUCUGCUGAAUUUACUUAUGAGGGCUCACAUGGACCUGAAAAUUGGGGAAGCUUGAGCCCAAGUUAUGCAACUUGCUCCAAUGGGAAAUCACAGUCACCGAUAAACAUUGUGAAGGAUAACGCCGUGAUUGGCAAGCACCUUCAAACACUAGUCAGAGGAUACCACGUUGCUAAUGCUACACUUAUAAACAAUGGCUUCAACAUUGGGAUGCACUUUGGGGAGAAUUCAGGUGGAGUAGCUGUCAUAGAUGGUAAAAACUACAGCCUCCAACAAUUGCAUUGGCACUCUCCUUCCGAACACCGCCUCGACGGCGAGCAAUUUGCAGCCGAGCUUCAUCUACUCCAUCGGGCAGACGACGGCAGCCUCGCCGUCGUAGGAAUCCUCCUCCAAAUCGGCGAGGCCGACCCCCUACUCGCAGACAUACACGACAAAUUGGUGGAGUUAGCCAAUGAAAGCUGCGGCAGCAACGAAGAGGCUCACAUUGCAGUAGGAGGCCUAGACAUAAAGCACUUGAGGAAGAAGACUCGCAAAUACUUCAGAUACAUCGGCUCUCUCACAACUCCUCCCUGCACUGAGAACGUCAUAUGGAGCGUUCUCGGCAAGGUGAGGACGAUUUCCCAGCAGCAAAUUGAAUCACUGAAGGCGCCAUUGAAUCCGGUAUACAAGAACAACGCCCGACCGGUACAGCCGCUCAAUGGCCGGAAGAUUGAGAUCUACGACGAGCUCAGCGAGCACUGAAACCUUUCCUUCUCUCUCGCGCGCCUUCACUUUGCCGCUCAACUUACAAUCAGUUUAAGCAAAGGAGGGAGUUCUUAAUUACUAAAUUAAAACUUCAAAAAACAAAAGGAAAAGAAAAAGAAAUGGAUGCAUAAAUACCAUUAUAACCUUUCUAUUUUGUAUCCUUCCGUGGAUUGAUCGAGUAGUAAAUGGCAAUUUCACGCUUACUCCCUAAUUACUUCUAA
Molecule: messenger RNA, 1229 nt
Organism: Benincasa hispida (wax gourd)
Lineage: Eukaryota; Viridiplantae; Streptophyta; Magnoliopsida; Cucurbitales; Cucurbitaceae
Product: alpha carbonic anhydrase 1
Biological process (GO): one-carbon metabolic process
Molecular function (GO): carbonate dehydratase activity; zinc ion binding
Source: RefSeq, a predicted model, not a curated record